UUAAUUUCUUUCUCCUUGUCUUUAAAGGGUGCCAAAGGUUCAUCUGGUGCCGCUGGCCUUCCUGGAGAGGGUGGACUUGCUGGUCUUCCAGGACCAAUGGGACCUGUUGGACCUCCAGGACCCCCUGGUCCUCCUGGCCCAAGCUAUCAUGUUGGUUUUGAUGAUAUGGAGGGCUCUGGCGUUCACUUCAGUUCAGUCCCUGGAGUAAGAGGACCGAUAGGAAUCCAGGGACCUCCUGGUGCCCCAGGACCACAAGGUAAACCUGGCUUACAAGGAUUUCCUGGUGAGAAAGGCAGUGAGGGAGCUCAGGGAAAAGAUGGCCAGCCUGGUUUGGACGGCUUCCCUGGACCACAGGGACCAAGGGGCGACAAGGGAGACCGAGGUGAUAGGGGUGAACCUGGUCGAGAUGGAAGUGGACUCCCAGGUCCACCCGGCCCCCCCGGACAACCUGGACAAAUUAUUUAUCGUUAUUCUGAAAAUUAUGAUGAAACUGGAAGACCAGGUCCUCAGGGAGGGGGUGGUCUUCCUGGUCAAGCAGGCUUUCCAGGCCCAGUGGGACCAAAGGGUGACAGAGGAGAACCUGGCUCACCAGGCUAUGGCAUUAAGGGUGAGAAAGGAGAACCCGGAGUAAUUCUUGGACCUGAUGGAAACCCACUCUUCCUUGGUGGACUGACAGGCCAAAAGGGUGAGAGAGGGCUUGCUGGACCAGUCGGACCUUCUGGUCCAGCUGGACCUUCUGGUUUGAAAGGUGAAUUUGGAAUGCCAGGCAGACCCGGCCGUCCAGGUGUGAACGGAUACAAAGGAGAGAAGGGAGAACCAGGGUCAGGCUCUGAAUAUGGCUACCAAGGUCCUCCUGGUCCCCCAGGACCCCCUGGUCCCCCUGGACCUGCUGUGCCCUUGGACAGAUUUGGUAGAUAUGAAGAUUAUUCGAGGCACUAUCCAGCUACGAAAGGAGAGAAAGGAGACCAGGGAGCUCCUGGUGUUCCAGGUUUUUCCUCUAACUUUGAUAUAUACGCCCUAAAGAAUGAGAUGAAGGGGGAGCGUGGUGAGUCUGGUGUUAAAGGAGAGAAAGGAGAGCCAGGAGGUGGAUUUUAUGACCCUCGUUUUGGAGCUGUACAAGGACCACCAGGAAACCCUGGACCUACCGGACCUAAAGGAGAUUCAAUCAGAGGUCCCCCUGGACCGCAGGGCCCACCAGGACAACCUGGAGUUGGUUAUGAUGGUCGUCCAGGAAACCCAGGACCUCCUGGACCGCCUGGUCCUCCAGGGUCACCGUCAUUGCCAGGAGCCUAUAGACCACCACUCAGUAUUCCCGGACCUCCAGGUCCCCCCGGCCCACCAGGAAUUCCUGGCACUGGAUCUGGGGUGACUUUCUUGAGGUCUUAUGAUAUAAUGAUAGCCACAGCACGCAGUCAGAAUGAAGGUGCUUUGAUUUACAUUUUGGACAGAAAUGACCUCUACCUCAAAGUUCGGAAUGGAGUCAGACAAGUGAUGCUUGGAGAUUAUAAACCCUUAUAUGGAGAGCUGGACAAUGAAGUGGCAGCGGUCCAGCCGCCCCCUGUUGUUCACUAUUCCCAAGACCACACAGCUAACAAUGGAGCAGAGCAGAUUUCUCCACCGCUGCCGCCGAUCGAAUUUCCAAGGAGGGAGCCAGAGAACAGAAACCCCAGUCCACCUGACUCCCGUUACCCUGACCCACGAUACCCACCCUAUACUGAUAACAGGUACACUGAUCCUGUACAACCACACAGAUACCCCGUACAACCAGAGAGGAACCCCAUCACUCCAGCCCGCCGUCCCAGCCCCCCUGUCGGUCAACCAGAAGGCCACGUCCACACUUCUGGACCAGGGCUACAUCUUAUUGCCCUGAAUUCUCCACAAGUGGGCAACAUGAGAGGCAUUCGUGGGGCAGACUUCCUGUGCUUCCAGCAGGCUCGGGCUGUGGGCCUGAAGGGAACGUUCAGGGCCUUCCUGUCAUCCAAACUUCAGGAUCUCUACAGUAUAGUUCGCAAAUCUGACAGAGAGACAUUACCAAUUGUUAACCUCAAGGAUCAAGUCCUUUUCAGAAGCUGGGAGUCUCUCUUCAGUGACUCAGAGAGCAGGAUGAAGGACAGUGCUCCUAUCUACUCGUUUGAUGGCAGAGAUGUCCUGCGGGACAGUGCCUGGCCAGAGAAGAUGAUCUGGCAUGGGUCCAAUGGCAGGGGUCACAGACAGACGGAUAACUACUGUGAGACGUGGAGGGCCGGAGACCGUGCGGUGACGGGCUUGGCCUCGUCUCUGCAGGCUGGCCAACUCCUCCAGCAGACUUCCAGCAGCUGCUCCAGUUCCUACAUCGUGCUGUGCAUCGAGAACAGCUACAUGACACAAUCCAAGAAAUAAAGCCGUCCUAAAGAGCCUUUGAACACUCGACACAACUGUUUAUACAGGCCCAGUUUCACUCCAGUAGAUGCCUGUACCUAACGAA
Molecule: messenger RNA, 2464 nt
Organism: Puntigrus tetrazona (Sumatra barb)
Lineage: Eukaryota; Metazoa; Chordata; Actinopteri; Cypriniformes; Cyprinidae
Product: collagen alpha-1(XVIII) chain-like
Exons: 26
Coding region: 97-2379 (760 amino acids)
Source: RefSeq, a predicted model, not a curated record